Cavia porcellus (domestic guinea pig) is the source of this 2707-nucleotide messenger RNA. RefSeq names its product lysosomal associated membrane protein 3 (gene Lamp3). NCBI's taxonomy places the organism in Eukaryota, Metazoa, Chordata, Mammalia, Rodentia, Caviidae. Gene Ontology annotation, biological process: establishment of protein localization to organelle. Gene Ontology annotation, cellular component: late endosome membrane; plasma membrane; lysosomal membrane. The record is from RefSeq and is a predicted model, not a curated record. The transcript has 6 exons. The coding region runs from base 76 to 1332 and encodes 418 amino acids.
GCUCCCCUGCCACUGCGGCUGGCUGCAGGACAGGAGCUGGCUCUCUCUGGUGCCCUGACCCCUCGCUCACCAGUCAUGUCGCACGAGGUCUCUGCAGGGACAGUGCUCUUCGUGUCCCUGGCCGUUAUCUUGUGUGCCGGUCAUCAAGUGAGAGUCACAGGGUCUGUGGGAUCCACAGCCGGGCCUGGCCCACAGCCAGCUCAGCAGGUGUCCAAUGGACUUCCUUCCGCCACAUCCAGGGGAGAUCACAGUACCUCUCAAACAGCAGGGGAGACCCCGGGGAGCCCACCACACCCGACCACAGCUCCGGCCACUGCGUCACAGAGAAGCCCUCUGUCUUCCAGCCCAGUCGUCUACACCCUGGCCACUUCCAACAACUCGCACACAGUCUCUGCACUGAGUGAUGCUACCAUGGGGCCCAGCUGGACACGCCACUCACAGUCACCCACGUCGCCACCAAACACUACCCCUGAAACCAGCACACCCCCUCUCUGUCUCACAACUGGGAAAAAUGCCCACCACAGUGGCCAGACCACGGUCUCUGAAACCCUGCCCACAGCAGAUGGCAAAAGCACAAUUGCUCAGAAAUCUCCUCCAGCCAACCACACCUCGGGAGGGACCACAGCCACCCACAACGCCACCCCCGUGGCCUCGCCUACAAUGUCCACACCCACGCACAGCAUCACCCCGACCGCAGCCCCUGCCACCACCGUCCCUGGAGCCACCCUGGCACCUCAGCCAUCCUCUGCCAAGACCGGAACUUACCAAGUUCUAAACGGAAGUAGGAUCUGCAUAAAAGCAGAGAUGGGGAUACAGCUGAUUAUUCAAGAAACAAAGUCGGUUUUUUCACCUCGGAGAUAUUUCAACAUCGACCCCAACGCAACCAAAGCCUCUGGCAGUUGUGGCUUCCGAAAAUCUAACCUUCUCUUGAAUUUCCCUAGUGGAUCCGUGAAUUUCACGUUUACCAAGGAAGAGAAUUCAUAUUACAUCAGUGAAAUAGGAGCCAAUCUGACUGUCUCGAAUCCAGAGAGAGAUUUCCAAGGGUUGAAAAGCGCCAUGGUGAUGUUUGAGACGCUGGCUGGGCACUCCUUCAAGUGUGUGAGCGAGCAGAGCAUCCUGCUGUCCGCCCAGCUGCAGCUGAAGACCAUGAACGUCCAGCUCCAAGCCUUCGACUGGGAAGGAGACCACUUCGGAAACGUGGAUGAGUGCUCCUCCGACUACACAGUUGUGCUCCCGGUGAUCGGUGUCAUCCUGGUCGCCCUCUGCCUCCUGGGUCUGUGUGUUUGUGUGACCCGCCUGAGACGCCGGUCGGCCGGGUACCAGCGGAUCUGAUUGGUGCCUGGGGAGAUGGAAACGGAAAGUCCUUUGCCGUUUCCAAGGUGCUGAGGUCAAAGCUCAGCAUGGACAGAAACCCCUGUGCUCUACGGACCCCACUGUACUGAGUGCAUGAUAGAAAUCAAUUUCUAAAUCUUUUUGCUAAUCGAGGAAAGGCCGUGAAUGUUUAAAAAGAGUAUUUUCUCAUUUCCUUCGGAAUAUUUUAACCACGCAUGGGCAACGCUGGAGAAGCGCCUGGUGAGCGAGCCCUGUGUAAAGUGACCUCCGCCUCCAAGCCACAAACCAGAACCCCAGCGAGACUCCACCCUACCUGUUCCUUCCCAUCACUAAAAUGCCUCCGCAUCCUCCACCCUGGACUUUCUGCGCUGUCGCCACCGUGUUUACUGAUGUACCCGGGUUAGACGAGCACUGUGCCACUGAGCUGCCCCGCCCCAGCCUUUUUUAUCUUUCUGAGACAGAGCUGAGACUAAGUCACCCAGGCUGGCCUCAAACUUGCUUCAGCCUUGCAAGUACUAAGGCUACAGGUGCACAGCACCCUGCCCGGCUUGUCUGGCUCCUACUGGAAAGCCACCAAGAGGAACAAACCAGCUCCAUCUUGAUGAUUCCUGCUCCAGAAACACCAAGAACCAAGCACCGUGGAAUCCAGUGAGCACGCAUUGAUGAUCACGGGCCUCAGUUACAGAAUCUGGGGUCCGACUCUAGGCCAAGCGAGUUGCUUCCACCUCGUUUAAUCCUUACAAUGUGCAGAAGAGUAAACCCAAGGGACCUGGGUCACCUAAGUGCCACCCACCUUACAGGCGACAGAGUCGGAAUUAGAACUCACGUUGGCCUGGUUCUGAGGUCUUUGACCUCUUCUUACACCGAGAUCCCCGAGAACACUGGUUUAACUCCUGCCUAGCAUCUCCGCCAGCGAGAGAAACGGCCUGGGUUUAAUGAGCUACCCGCUCCUUUGAUGGUGGCCGAGGGGCUCUACCAACAUCAGCCUCUCAUUAAUGUUUUUUUUUUUUUUUCUCUCUCUCUCAUUAAUGUUUUAAAAGAGGAAAGGAAUUAGGAAGGCCACACCUUAACCCACCUCCCUUUCUUCAGUGGAGAGCGCCCUCUUGUGGUCACUUGCUGCUUCUGCUCUUCAGAGUUCGUGACCUGUUGUUCGUUCCGCUGGGUUUUUUUUCCCCCUGUAGAAAGAACCCAAGUCUGGCUGCCAGCUGCAAAUCCCACACCCCUGGGGGACCGCUCAAGCUGACCGCGGGGGCAUCUCGAUUUCCCGGAGUUGUUCUCUGAUAAGUCACUAGGGACGGUAGGGCCCCGACUUCGGUCCUGGUAGAUAUGGAAUGGAAUUAAAAUGUUCCAUAAUAAAAUUUAUUUGAGAGAUUCA